AUGCCCUCCUUUUUCGCCGCAAUCACCUCCCUGCUUGUCUUCAUAAACCUUACAUCCGCCGCGCACGCUGGCUUCCACGUCCAGUUCCCAUGGAUGACCCGCGUUCCAAGCCCCAAGACCCGGCCAGAGAUAGAUAGGUACAACCCUUUCUGCGGGGAGAUAGUGCAUAACCCUCAACGAUACUCCCGUCACUCUCGCAGUUUCCUCGCGUUCUCUGGCCAUCCUAGGGACCUUGUGACUGCCCUCUACAGCCGACAUAGAGUGCCAAGGAAGAGAGAAGAUUUCCCCUACAUCAUCCUGAAGGAUGUGCCCAUCCAGCCUUCGGGGCAGCUGUGUGUGAAUGUCACGAUACCAUUUCAGAUCGAGGUCGACGAGAUGGGAGUCAUAUACUUCGAGGCGAGGGAUCCCAAGACAGGGAAUGUGGAACACUAUGUCAGUUUCUCCGGCUUGCAAAUUGUAGAGCUGAUGCUGAUGCAAAUAUGGUGCUCCGACGUCAAGAUGGCUGAAAUGAAGGCUCUUCCGGAGGACCAUCCGGCUAUGUGUGCGGCUAACAACGAGACACUUAUCCCGAUGCCGGAUGAGUACCUGUAG
Penicillium canescens is the source of this 591-nucleotide messenger RNA. RefSeq lists its product as uncharacterized. Lineage: Eukaryota; Fungi; Ascomycota; Eurotiomycetes; Eurotiales; Aspergillaceae. The record is from RefSeq and is a predicted model, not a curated record. The coding region runs from base 1 to 591 and encodes 196 amino acids. The transcript has 2 exons.